AUGGUCAUGUUGAAGAAUGCUAGUGGAGUUUCUCUCAGAACACAAUUUUUAUAUGUUCUUGUAUUUAUUACUCGAUACGGUAUUGAUUUAUUCACUACCUUCCAUUCCGUUUAUAAUACUGUGAUGAAAAUUUUCUUUAUUGCCUCCUCGAUAAGCAUUGUACAUUUGAUGAGAACAAAAUACCGUUCCACCUAUGACAGUGAAAACGAUACAUUCCCAUUGUAUAUUUUGAUUAUUCCCUCUGCUUUGUUAGGAAUUAUUUUCACUGAUGAUUAUUCAUUGUUCGAGUUGUUGUGGACAUUUAGUAUUUUCUUAGAGAGUGUGGCUAUUAUGCCUCAAUUAUUCUUGUUGACAAAGAAGGGUGGAGCUGAAGCAAUUACAUCUCAUUAUGUAUUUUUGCUAGGAGGUUAUCGUGUUUUGUACAUUUUGAACUGGGUCUACAGAUACUUUGCUGAGGGAUACUCUCCUUAUAACGCAUGGCUUGCUGGAUUAAUUCAAACUGUGUUGUAUGCCGACUUCUUCUACAUGUACAUUAAGAAAGUCAUGCUUGAUAAACGUUGGGAGCUACCAGGAGCUGCCAACAUUUUGGACAGAAAAUAA
Molecule: messenger RNA, 600 nt
Organism: Naegleria fowleri
Lineage: Eukaryota; Heterolobosea; Eutetramitea; Acrasida; Naegleriidae
Exons: 1
Coding region: 1-600 (199 amino acids)
Biological process (GO): protein retention in ER lumen
Cellular component (GO): membrane
Molecular function (GO): ER lumen protein retrieval receptor activity
Source: RefSeq, a predicted model, not a curated record